UUUUUUCUUUUUCUUCCGCUGGAGGUCCCAACGACGCCCGCCGCCGCGCGCUCUGCUGACGCAACCACGCAGCCGUGGCCUCGACGCGAUGGCGGACCGCAACGUCCCCAGACCUGCCCAGGGUGGGACGCAACAAAGUCACUGAGCCAACCUCACCGGCUUCGGUUAAACUGCGGCAACCUGUUAAAAGAAAGAGAAAGCGAGAGAGAGAGGGGUAGAUAUAUAUAUUUAGGCCGUUACCUUUCCAGUCGCUCGCCGAGAAGUAGCAUGUGGGACGGGAUCCGCUGACCGGGACCACGCAGGAGUGGAGUUGAGGAGGAGCGCGCGCCGAGUGGCUGACGCGCCGCGUUUUUUGGUGGCAGCAAGUUGACCGAGAGAGUCGCCGCGGCUCUUGGAUUUAAACGGUGGUUCGCGAGGACUUGUGUUUGUUUGGUUUGGGUUUUUUUUUCCGGCAAAAAUGAAGUUCGCCGAGCAUCUUUCGUCCCACAUCACACCAGAGUGGAGGAAACAAUAUCUGCAGUAUGAGGCCUUCAAGGACAUGCUGUAUGCUGCCCAAGACCAAGCCCCGUCCAUGGAAGUCACAGAUGAAGACACAGUGAAGAGAUACUACGCCAAGUUUGAGGAGAGGUUUUUCCAGACCUGCGAGAAGGAGCUUCUGAAAAUCAACACAUUCUAUUCAGAAAAGCUCGCUGAAGCACAGAGACGCUCGGCCACUCUGCAGAACGAGCUGCAGUCUUCACUGGACGCUCAGCGCGAGAGCAACGCGCCGCCCGGCCUGCGGAGACGCAAGACCGUGUUCCACCGGUCACAGGAGGAACGCUGUAAACACCACAACAUCAAGGACCUGAAGCUAGCCUUCAGCGAGUUCUACCUCAGCCUCAUCCUGCUCCAGAACUACCAGAAUCUGAACUUCACUGGCUUCCGUAAAAUCCUGAAGAAACAUGACAAGAUCCUGGAUACUCCUCGCGGGGCGGACUGGCGUGUGGCUCAAGUGGAAGUGGCCCCGUUUUACACCUGCAAGAAGAUCACUCAGCUCAUCUCCGAGACGGAGACCAUCGUCACCACUGAGCUGGAGGGAGGAGAUCGACAGAAGGCCAUGAAGAGGUUGAGGGUUCCUCCGCUGGGGGCGGCUCAGCCUGCUUUGGCUUGGACAACCUUUCGUGUGGGACUCUACUGCGGCUUCUUCAUCAUUCUCGCCGUGGUUUUCGUUAUCACCGGCGUUGUGCUUUUCCGCUUGGAGAACGUGUGGCCUCUGGUGCGGAUCUAUCGGGGCGGUUUCCUGUUGAUCCAGUUCCUCUUCCUGUUGGGCAUCAACACGUAUGGAUGGAGGCAGGCCGGAGUCAACCAUGUCCUCAUCUUUGAGAUCAAUCCCAGAAACAACCUCUCGCACCAACACCUGUUUGAGAUCGCUGGUUUCCUGGGUGUGUUGUGGUGUCUCAGCAUCCUCUCCUGUUUCUACUCAGAGCACACCUACCUCCCCAUGCAGGUCAAUCCGCUCAUCUUCUAUGGCUUCAUGGUGCUCUUCCUCCUCAACCCCUUCAAGACCUGCUACUACAAAUCACGAUUCUGGCUCCUCAAGAUGCUGUUCCGCGUGUUCACGGCACCGUUUCACCGCGUGGAGUUCGCAGACUUCUGGCUGGCGGAUCAGCUGAACUCCCUGGUGGUUGUUAUGAUGGACCUGGAGUAUCUCAUCUGCUACUACGUCUUUGAGCUGCAGUGGAGCAACAGCAAGGGCCUGCUCAAAGACUCUGACGACCACGUAUGCCACAGCUACUCCUACGGCCUGCGCGCCAUCAUCCAGUGUCUGCCCGCCUGGUUCCGCUUCAUCCAAUGCCUGAGGCGUUACCGUGACACCAAGAGGGCCUUCCCUCACCUGGUGAAUGCUGGGAAAUAUUCCACCACCUUCUUUGUAGUCACCUUUGCUGCGCUGUAUGCCACGCACAGAGAGCAAGGACACACGGACGCCGACAUGUUCUUCUACCUGCUGAUCGUAUUCUCCACUAUCAGCUCCCUGUACACACUGAUCUGGGAUCUGCGCAUGGACUGGGGUCUCUUUGACCGGGGAGCCGGAGAAAACACUUUCCUCAGGGAAGAGAUUGUUUAUCCACACAAGGCCUACUACUACUGUGCCAUCAUAGAAGAUGUGAUCCUGCGUUUCGCCUGGACGAUCCAGAUCUCUCUGACCCAAACGACCAAGAUCCACUCUGUGGGCGACAUCGUUGCCACGGUGCUCGCUCCCCUCGAGGUCUUCAGGCGUUUUGUGUGGAACUUCUUCCGUCUGGAGAACGAGCACCUGAAUAACUGCGGUGAGUUCCGUGCUGUGAGGGACAUCUCCGUGGCGCCACUCAACGCCGAUGACCAGACGCUGCUGGAGCAGAUGAUGGAUCAGGAGGACGGCGUCCGGAACCGCUCGGGCAAGAAGACCUGGAAGAGGUCCUACAGCCUGUCUCUCCGGCGCCCCCUGCUGUCCUCCUCACUAUCAAAAAAGGACACCAAGGUCUUAAUCGAAGACACGGAUGAUGAGGCCUUCAGCUGAGCUCACAACGUCACAUACAUACUAUACUUAUAAGGACCAUUUAUAUGCACUAACACCUGACCCUCAACCCUUCUCCUUUACAGUGAAACACGAGUAAUGACCCUCAGUCCACACCUGUAAAGCAGGGAGGACCUCACACGGUCCUCACUUUGGACAUUUGACCUCAUCUUUACGUCCCUGGGAGUAUUUUCGGUCCUUAUAAGUAUAGACAAACACACUUACUACUGAUUUUAAUGAAAGAAACACGCAAAGAAAAGCCUGCUGGGGAAGCACAAACGUAGUCGUAGCUGCAGAUGAGCUCAGAGGAGAGACGGAGAGACGGAGAGACGGACAUCUUCUGCACACAUGCAAACAGAUCACACUGCCCUGGUAUUACCCUCCUCUUCUUUAAAAAUACUUUUAGGAAUUUGUGUUUCUUUAGAUUUUUUCUUUACAUUUUACCGGAUUUAUUUCAGAGAAGCUGCAUCGUUGACUGUUUACAAUACUUUUGAACAACUCUAGGAUCAACAGGGAGAAGACAAGCCAAUCAAAAGACUGAAUAUUAAUCAAUAAAACCAGAGGAAGGACUCAAAACAAAUCACAGCAUAUCAAAACAGAUCAACUGGUUUCAACUUGUUGAUUUUUUUUUAUACCUCGCCUUUUUUUUGGUUGAGUUGUAAUAACUUCGGUGAGAAAUCCCAACUUUUUGAACAUUUGAUACACAAAACGAUGAAAAAAAAACUACUUGUACAUCAAAAGGGAAGUUUGGAUUCAAACAUUUCUAGUUUGUGAAGUUGCUUUGUAAUAUAUUUAAUAUGUUUUGAUGUGCACUAUUACUACAAUUGUUGUAUUUAAGUACUACUACAUGUGUUGUUUAUACUAAUGUGACAAGUUAAGCAUCCAACUAAUGAUUGUUUAUGUAUUUUAUAAGGUUUGGAAUGUUUGUCUUGGUUAGCCUUAUUUAGACCUCAAUUUCUCCCAACCUAAAACAAAGGCCACACCUCGUGUCAUGUCAUCUUAAAGUGCCCCAUUAGAUACAAUAUUUGUGUGUGUGCACUAUUGUUUGGAUUGACUACCAAAGUUUUAUUUUUAUGAAUGUGUCCAGUUAACUUGCACAAAGCUUGUUUAGAGAUUAUAUUUUACAUUUCAUUGCAAGUUUUGUUUUUUAGCAGGUAGUUUCUGUCUUGUUGGAAAUCCCAUUAAUAUGAGUAGGGUGUCCAAAUGUUCAGUUUAAUAGUUCUAGUGAUUCAACGUGUGUGUCAGUAGUUCUCAAACCGGAGGCAACCGUGCACUUAAGAAUGUUUUUGAGCAGCUUUUAAAAGUUUGGGCUACUUUUGUAAUGAAAAACAAUUCAGAUUCUUUUGAUUGGGUUUAACUCAAUUGUUCUCAUGAAUCAGAAAGCAAAUGGACAAUUAAAACCUUUUCCAACAUCUGAAGUAUGAGAAAACGAGGACACCUUGGAUGAUCUGACCGAGGUACUUUGUGGCAGUCAAACCUCUUUAGAAGCUGUUUGUGUUGUCGGGUUCAAACACACUCGGCGCUUCUCUCUCCACAUGUAUGUGGUUCGUCUCUAAUGUUCAAUGUUUGUUUUUAGUACUUUUAAAAAAAAAAAGAUGUUGUGAUUUGUUUGAUCAAAUGUAAUCCACUGAGGCAAGUGCUCUCUCUCUUCCUGUUCGGCCCCCUCAUUCUGCUCCCUGCGCUCCGUCCCUCUCGCUAAACUACGUCAGCGUCCCUCCGUGAGACGAAGCACAGAGGGACACGCGAGACAAAUGUGUUGCAGAAAGUCCUGUUUUUUCCUGUCACGGCUGAAAGUCAAAAAGGCUUCUAUGUGCGAUGAGUUCAAUGUCAACUAGAAGGUCCAGAAGGUUUUAAUCCAGAUUUGUUGAAUACGUUGAAGAUGGGUAGCUUCCCGGCUAUUUGAAUACACUGGACACAUAUCUUACACACAAACACACACUUAUACACACAGCACACAUUGCACCGCUCAUGUUGGAGAGCACAAUUCUACAGAAGACAGUUUUGUAAAAAGACUGUUGUCUCGCCUGCAUGCUGCUUUAAUUUUUACAUUGUACAUAGGUCUUAAUUUAUUUGACAUGACGUGUAAAUGUGCAAUCAUUGUUGCCACUGCACAUCGAUUGAUUUCAUACGUUGCCAUUAUUGCUCGGAGACAAGCAGUAUUUUAUAGGUGCUGGGGGGGGGGGCUUUUGUUUUUCGAUUGAUCACAAUACUGCGCUCCUUCCCAUGUGUACAUCUGUUGAUGUGUUUGUAUAAAAAAAAAGGAAGAAAAUAACCUCCAUAGAACUGGAGAAUGUGAAUUGGUUGUUCCCUGUUGGUGGUUGCUUCUUACUUGGAUGCUGGUGGAGGAGCUGUUAAGGGGGGGGGGGCUACUCUGUCCUCAAACUGUAACAGUGUUUGCACAUUUGUGGAUGUGCAUGACGAUAUUGUGGAAGUUUCAUCUGUUGUCGCCCUGCUGACAGAAGCACUUUGACUCACUGUAGGAACGGAGGACCCUCACAGUGGCGAGAUACCGUUAAACUGGUCCCUCGAUUCAUGUAACAGAUCCUGGAUCUUUAUUUGAAGCAUUUUUUUUUGUAGAAAAAACAAGUGUUUUAGUGACUGGGGGUCCUAGCACAGAUUUUCAGUUUGUGUAGCCCAGUGAUGGAAUGAAAAACAGGGUUAUUUUGUACAGUACGUGUUGGAAUAGAUGAUCCUCGGCCCUUCCGUCCAUUUCUCCUCAUGGGUGACUUUGUUUCCAACUGCUUGCUGAAAUCCCCCCGUGAUGUUAAUGUGCUUAAUAUGUGUCGACCCCCCCCCCCCCCCCCCCCCCCUCCACCUUCCAUCUCUUGAUGUUGUUCGUACCCAUUCUGUAAACUAGCUGAACGUGACAGUACUCGUAGUUUGGUAGAUGGAUGUUCUACUUUGAUAAGAUACAAAAAAAAAUAGAUAUAAUAAACUAAAUACAUUGUGACUAAAUGUGAUUUUAAGAGACAUAAAGAAGGAAAAAUGUCUGACCCAUCUUCCCCUGAAUCCCUUUUACGGAGUAGUUUGUAUAUGUCGAUUGUAUAACACCGUUCUAUGAUGGUUUUCCUGAUGGUAUUUGUAUUUCUGUAUACACUUUGUUUAUCCUGUCAUAUCUGGGUUUUAUAAACCACGAUUAUUUUUAAAACUC
Messenger RNA from Pungitius pungitius (ninespine stickleback), 5684 nucleotides. It is a transcript of the gene xpr1a, whose product is annotated as xenotropic and polytropic retrovirus receptor 1a. The transcript is spliced from 15 exons. The record is from RefSeq and is a predicted model, not a curated record. Gene Ontology annotation, biological process: phosphate ion transport; cellular response to phosphate starvation. Gene Ontology annotation, cellular component: Golgi apparatus; plasma membrane; cytoplasm. Gene Ontology annotation, molecular function: inositol hexakisphosphate binding. Bases 458 to 2536 code for a protein of 692 amino acids. Lineage: Eukaryota; Metazoa; Chordata; Actinopteri; Perciformes; Gasterosteidae.